AUGUCCAGGGGACCAUUUGUAAUUCGUGGUAUUUUGGUCAAUGGUAAAGGUGAUGGUCAAACUAUAUCGCCUAGGCGACUUGCAGAAAUUUUGCCUCUGCUGCGAAUUGGACAUGACGAUGACGAAGUAAUAAACUUGGGUGAAGAUGAUGACAGCGAUGCAACACCAGAUAAUACUAAUCAACCUCAGACAAAUAACGAUGCCAGCUCAGAGAAUCAAUCUGAAAACGAUGAAGACAAUGUAUCAAUAGAACUGCAGAGCACACUAAAUUCGACAUCAGACGCUGGCAACCCUAGUUGGGUACAGUCCUCAAGCAGCAGAAACAACUCGGAACAAAGCUCUUCCUGGUAUUCUCCUGGUCAUAAUGGUAAUUUGGGUUCUUCAUCUGGCUCUCCCGGUUCGUCUACUGGGUCUCAGGAAGAGCAGAUAAUAAUAGAUGACUUAAAUGUAACCGACGAUAGCGAUUCACUAAGCAACUCUACUUCACCUACAUCAGAAUAA
Enterobius vermicularis (human pinworm) is the source of this 501-nucleotide messenger RNA. The record is from the annotation of a GenBank genome assembly. Lineage: Eukaryota; Metazoa; Nematoda; Chromadorea; Rhabditida; Oxyuridae.